Molecule: messenger RNA, 1362 nt
Organism: Huiozyma naganishii CBS 8797
Lineage: Eukaryota; Fungi; Ascomycota; Saccharomycetes; Saccharomycetales; Saccharomycetaceae
Gene: BCS1
Product: bifunctional AAA family ATPase chaperone/translocase BCS1
Exons: 1
Coding region: 1-1362 (453 amino acids)
Biological process (GO): mitochondrial respiratory chain complex III assembly; protein insertion into mitochondrial inner membrane from matrix
Cellular component (GO): mitochondrial inner membrane
Molecular function (GO): ATP binding; ATP hydrolysis activity
Source: RefSeq, a predicted model, not a curated record
AUGGUAGACACCCCAGGGAAGGAUCCAGUAGCCGGUUCCAACCCAGCGUUGGAGGCGUUGCCCGUCGCACUGCCUGUAGACGACGAUUCGUUGAAGGGGAAGAUCUCACACAUGGUGAGGCAGUCAAUGGCUAACAAUCCGUAUUUUGCCGCUGGUGGUGGGUUGAUGGUCCUAGGGUCCGCAUUGGCGCUCGCUAGAACAGGAGUGAUCAAGCUGAGCCGUGUCGUUUACAAGCAGAUGAUUGUCGAUCUGGAGAUACAGUCGAAGGACAAGUCGUACUCGUGGUUCCUGGACUGGAUGGCACGCUAUCCGAAACGGGUGUCGAAACAUCUGUCCGUGCGUACCAAUUACAUACAGCACGAUAACGGUGCAAUCAGCACGAAGUUUUCACUGGUACCAGGCCCAGGGUCCCAUUGGAUAUGGUACAGAGGAGCACUGAUCGCGAUCAAGAGGGAAAGGUCCGGACGGAUGAUUGACUUGGUCAACAGCUCCCCCUACGAAACAGUAACACUGACGACACUGUAUAGGGAUAGACACCUGUUUGACGAGAUUCUGAACGAGGCCAAGAGCAUAGCUCUGAGAAGUAACGAGGGGAAGACGGUGAUAUAUACAUCGUUUGGACCCGAAUGGCGGAAAUUCGGGCAACCGAAGGCGAAGCGGGCGCUCCCCUCCGUGGUUCUAGACGAAGGAAUCAAGGAGCAAAUUUUGGAGGAUGUGUUGGACUUCAUGAAGAACGGGAAAUGGUACUCGGACAGAGGUAUCCCAUACAGACGCGGGUACCUCCUGUACGGUCCACCUGGGUCUGGUAAGACAAGUUUCAUACAGGCGUUGGCCGGUGAAUUGGAUUACAACAUUUGCAUAUUGAACCUGUCAGAGAACAACCUGACGGACGACAGACUGAACCACUUAAUGAACAACAUGCCCGAGCGCAGUAUACUCUUGUUGGAGGAUAUCGACGCAGCGUUCAAUGAGCGAAGCCAGACGGGGGAGACAGGGUUCCACUCCAGCGUAACCUUCAGCGGGCUUCUAAACGCACUAGACGGCGUCACCUCCUCCGAGGAGACAAUCACAUUCAUGACUACCAACCACCCAGAAAAGCUGGACCGCGCAAUAAUGCGGCCGGGAAGAAUAGACUACAAAGUGCUCAUAGCCAAUGCGACACCGUACCAGGUGGAGAAAAUGUUCUUGAAGUUCUACCCGGGGGAAACGCAACUGUGUCGCGAGUUCUCUACCAAGUUCAGAGAUCUCAAGGCGGAGGUGAGCACCGCCCAGCUACAGGGCCUGUUUGUAAUGAACAAGGACAAACCACAAGCGGCACUCGACUCAAUUGCAUCUCUCUCGACACCAACGACGAUCCACUGA